This is a messenger RNA of Ostertagia ostertagi, 447 nucleotides long. Lineage: Eukaryota; Metazoa; Nematoda; Chromadorea; Rhabditida; Trichostrongylidae. The record is from the annotation of a GenBank genome assembly.
AUGUGCUCAGCGCCGGCGCCUGCGCUAGCGCGCCGAGUCACCGGCGAGCCACUGAAAAGUCUCGGUUACGAGAAUCAAAACAUACCGCAACGGGAACGCCUCAUGCAGAUGAUGAACGUGCCGGAUCGAAUCGUAUUGAGAGGAGGAGAUAGUUAUGAGGGAUUUGAAGCGGAACCAUCAGAGCUGAUGGCGGACCACAUUAACCACAUAAACAAGAAUGAACUUCAAGAUUUGCCUAACACGAUAACUCUAGCAGAAAGCCCUUACUUGGAUAGAGAAGAAACUAAUGAUGAACCGGUUCGUAGUGAGAACUCCAUCGCAAUUGAAGAAAAUCCACUUCAGGAAUUGAAAUUAAUGCGUCGUCAGAUUGGUCGUAUAUCGACUAGACUUUUUCAACUGGAAGAUGAGCUGGAACAGCGCCGAUUUCGAGAUAAGGUAUGCAUUUAA